This is a messenger RNA of Daphnia carinata, 1422 nucleotides long. RefSeq names its product putative nuclease HARBI1. The transcript is spliced from 4 exons. The coding region runs from base 21 to 1229 and encodes 402 amino acids. The record is from RefSeq and is a predicted model, not a curated record. NCBI's taxonomy places the organism in Eukaryota, Metazoa, Arthropoda, Branchiopoda, Diplostraca, Daphniidae.
AACAAUGUUUUGAAUGAGAAAUGACGGACAACAAAUCUGUUUCAGACGAACGAAAGCGUAGAUUAGCUCUUGCUCUUACAAUUUUGGAAUCCUCCGAAUCAAACGAUUCCACCGACGAUGAAAUUUUGCAGAUGCUUAUCAAAGAAAGGGUGUUUCGCCCAAAACACAAGAAACGACAAAGUAUAAUGGAGUCGUACACCGAAGAAGACUUUCGAAGUGAAUUUCGCAUGAAACGAGAAACCUGUUCCAAAAUUAUUAACGACUUUGAGAAAUCACUCUUUUAUCCCAAAAAUGAUUCACAUGGUGGAACUCCAAAGUCUUCUGCAGAAAAUCAUGUCUUAUCAUUUCUAAAGUUUGCUGGAAACAAGACAUGUAUAAGUGAUGUUGCUAGUCAAUUUUGCAUUGGAGAAUCAACUUUUCAUCGGCAGUGUGGGCGUGUAAUGAAUCAUCUUAAUGACAUUGCUCCUAGCAUUAUUAGAUUUCCUAAAGAUCAUGAAGAAAAGACAGCAAUAGCACAUCCUUUUGAACAAAUAUCCGGUUUUCCUGGUGUAUUGGGUUGUAUCGGAAGCACCUACAUUCCUAUUCGAGCACCAGCGAAUAAAAAUAAAUCUAGCUAUGUGAAUCACCAGCAACAAAUUUCGAUAACGUUACAAGGCAUCUGCGAUGCAAACGGAAUGUUUUUGGAUGUAUUCACUGGCCCACCAAGUAAAAUUCAUGAUGCACGUGUAUAUAGGAUUUCCUUUGUCUACCAAAGACUGCCUGAACUUUGUUCGGGUGAUCUUCAUCUGAUUGGUGAUGAAACCUACCCGUUAUCUGAUCAUAUGAUGGUACCUUACCGGGAGCCAAACGACCAAACAAGCAUAAACUAUAAUAACGCUUUGCAACUAUCUCGGGAACCGAUAGAGAAAUCUUUCCGCCUUUUAAAGCAACGUUUCAAACAACUGAGUCGUCUUGAUUUUCAUCAAGUUGACACAACCACCAAAUUUAUGAUCUCUUGUUGCGUCUUGCAUAACCUUUGUAUCCUCGAUAAUGAUUUUUUAUUAGAAGAAGUCGAUGCCCAGACUUGCCAGUUCGAUGGCAACACAACACAUCAUUUCCUUGAUAAUCUAUGUUACGAAGCGUCUGAGCCUUUUGAAUUAACUUUGGAGGAGUUGCAAAGCAAACAAAUGGGUGAAAUAAAACGAAAUCGGAUUUCCGCAGAGUUAUGGGUUAAGUAUGGACAAAGCUGAUCUAUAAUAAGUACUAAAAAAUGAACCAUUUUGCGCUGCUUCUCUACGACGUUUUGAUGUAGCAAAGGAAACCGGAGCACACCCACAACCAAAAGCACAUCGAAAAACGUGUGGGAGCUUAGUGCUUGCUUCUAUAAAAAUAGAUAUUUUAGUGCAACUGAUUUCUCCUAUGGUCGUAUGUAGUAGUUCUCUG